GUUGUUGUAAACAAACAUCCAUCCAACAUCAACAACGCUACCAACGCAUAGCAAAUCACUCGCCAAACACACUCAUCUGCAAAUUAAAGCGAGCUCAUCAUGUCCGAAGACGAUUGGUCGGUAAAUUGCAUCGAUACAGCAGACUGGAUGCCAUCGCCGGAAGAGCUAGAAACGGCGUACUGUGCGCUGGAGAAGGGAACCUACACACUUGAGCUAAACUGGAAGUGUCCCGGACGCAGAGCCCCAUCGCCGGUGAAAAAGGACGAACCAAAGAUUACGGAAACAAUCGACAAAGAAUCUGCGGCCAAGAACAAGGAGUUUGACUUUAUGGAUGAUGUACCGCUACCGCAAAUGCGUGUCCGUGGUCAAACCAGUGGACCGAAAGGGUCAGCCAAGAAGAAAACGACCAAUUUUGCCGGUGUGCUGGACCACAUGAAGAAACAUGGCCGGCUGACACAGUCAAAGGAUAGCUCAGGAUCGUAACUCGAGGGGUAAGGAAACGGGUUACUGGGUUUAUGGGCCGGUAACGGCUGUUUUUCUCAUCAGGCCGAUAUUUUUAAGUAACGUGCGCCCGAACACAGCGAUUGCAAAUAUAGUGACCAUGUGGUCACAACCCGUUGAACCGCGUCAAUCAUUUGCCAUGCCAGCGGAGUGUAUACAGCGUCGUAAGGCUGGUCAAUACGCGGGAAGAAGAUCAGGGGGCAAGGGACAAAUUAAUAGAUCGAUCGACCGUUAAACGACAGUAAACAGUUUAUAAAUAAAAUUUACGACCAAGGUUUUACGCUCGCUGCCAAACGCUCUGGUUCGCAGGAAGAGCCGGCAGGCCUGACCCUCCCCAAAAAUAGCAGGUGUUAGACUAAUAAUUCAACUUACACAUGAUAGUAUUUUAUAUUAAAAAUCCUCUUAGUUAAAACUAGAGAAAAACUA
Molecule: messenger RNA, 927 nt
Organism: Anopheles stephensi (Asian malaria mosquito)
Lineage: Eukaryota; Metazoa; Arthropoda; Insecta; Diptera; Culicidae
Gene: Pa1
Exons: 2
Coding region: 100-483 (127 amino acids)
Source: RefSeq, a predicted model, not a curated record